UACUUGACCAACGAGUUGUUUUGCCAGUUUUAUUGCUUAUUGGCUGUUAGCUACAAAUGUCACAAAGGAAUUCUGGGAUAUGUAGUAAAUUUGAAGCAAGAGACUCGAAUAAAACUAUCUAGAAGACUACAUAUCCCAAAAGCUGCUUGCGACUGAGAGGGAAGAGUGCCAUAGCGGUAUCAUGUGACAUACAGAGGGCCAAUCUGUGCUUAAGGAUGGGCUGAAUGUUUCAGGAAAUCAGCAGACUGUUCACCUAUUUUACUUUGCCAGAUAAGACCACUACAGGUUGGGGGUGCUCUUUUACUGUGGAAAGCAGGGGCAGUGAUUCAGCAACUUAUGAAUAGAGAGAAUCUCUCUCUCAAGAACAAGGCAACUGAAUCGUAUUGAUGGGCCUUUAAAUAAAGGUGUCUGAGAACACAUGUAUCAAGAAACCGGUACCUGAAAAGAUUGUGGAUCAAGCCGACAAGAUCAUUUAUCUUACUAGAAAGGGCUUAAAUAUAAACAUGGACACUUUAGAUGGACGCAAGAAGUUACCAGCGAAUGAGAGUAUGGUAGACAACCAACACAAUUCAUUGGGGGACAACUCAAAUGUCUUUAAACAAGAGGAAACACCUUGUAAAAUUGGUCUGGUUGAUCAAUCAACACAGAAAAACAAAGACGAUCAUUGUAAAGAUAUUUGGGAUGAAGCGAAGAAUUCACAAGAUAAAAUCAGUAGUAAUAUCGACAACCCUAAAAAAACUUAUAACAACAGGGUCCAUGUAUGCUACGAUUGUGGCAAAGCUUUUACUCGAAGUUCAUCUCUGGUGGUACACAAGAGGACCCACACAGGGGAGAAACCAUAUGAAUGUAGCACAUGUGGGAGGAACUUUACUUCAACCUCUGAUCUUACGAGACAUCAGAUAACACACACAGGAGAAAGACCUUAUGUGUGUGGUGAAUGUGGGAAAAGUUAUAGUCACUCAUCCAGUCUUGUUAUUCACUACAGAAUACAUACUGGAGAAAGGCCAUUUGCUUGUGAUGAGUGUGGAAAGCGUUUUGCCUGCAGAUCAACUCUAAAUGCUCAUCAGAGAAGACACAUAGACGAGGUGACAGAUAGGCUAAUCAAUUUAAAGGGCAGAAAGUUUCGAUCUAAGAAUGUAUUUACAAAGAACCAUGAAAGUUGUGAUGCACCAGGAGACACGGUGGCAAAUCCUGAAGAGAGGAAAAAGAUCCAUAGAUCAUUUGGUAUCUUAAAGCAUAAUUCAUCAUUAGAUUCUACCACUCCAUGCUUAGAAGAUGAUAACUUUAUCAAGCAAGGAAAUUCUUUAGAAAAAUCUUCGUGUGGCAUUCUUAAAAUAAGCCAUUCUGAAAACUGCAAUCAGGGACAUCCUGCUAAACAGCACACAGAAAUACCGAAAAACACUGAACCUCCAAGAAGAAUAUAUUUCCGCAGGCACCAGAAGAAGGAGUUUGUACGUAAGGUCCAUGUCUGUGAUGAUUGUGGGAAACGGUUUACUAGGAGUUCCUCUCUGGUAAUACACAAGAGGACCCAUACAGGGGAGAAACCUUAUGAGUGUAGUAUAUGCAAAAAGAACUUUCCUUCCACCUCUGAUCUUUCACGGCACCAGACAACACAUACUGGAGAGAGACCAUAUGUAUGUAGCCAGUGUGGGAAGAGAUAUACUCAUGCUUCUAGCCUAGUUAUUCAUCAGAGAGUACACACUGGAGAAAGACCAUUUUCCUGCAAUCAGUGUGACAAGAGUUUUACAAGCAGAUCAAGUCUAGUUACUCACUACAAACGACAUACUGGAGAAAUGACUCUCCUAUGCAAUGUUUGCGGAAAAGGUUUUCUUACCAAAUUUCAUUUUGCUUUGCACCAGAGAACCCAUACUGGAGAAAGGCCAUUUUCAUGUAGCCAGUGUGGGAAACGAUUUUCUUCCCGUGGAGCGCUAGGUCGUCAUGAGGUUAUCCACACAGGAGAGAGGCCAUACAUUUGCAAAACAUGCGGAAAGAGUUAUACACGUGGUUCCCUGCUCAGCAGACAUGAGAGAAUUCAUAUGGAAGAGAGGUCCUUUGUCAAAAUUGAACCUGACUCUCACAUAGAGAGCACAAAUUCUACAAGUUAAAUUAAGAUAUUUAUUGCCAAUUAUAUAUUUAUAUUCAUAAUCAGAAAUCAGAGCAAUGAUAUUUUGCCCAGAAAAAGUCUUAACAUGUGCUCCAUUUACCUCUCCAAUUGCACAACAUGCCCAGACCAGGCCAGUAAAGAUAAAAACAGAUGCACCUUGGAGGCCAAAUCACAGAUCUGUAUGUUUUUUAAAUGCAUAAAAUGCAAGAGUUUUUUUUUCAUCUCCAGAACUAUCCUCCAUUUGGGUACAGAGACCAAUUAUCCACAAUUGCUUCAUAUUUUGUCUCUUUGGACCCAGAAAUAGAACUAGAAUAACCCAAAGGAUGUACAGAAAAAACAGAUAUCCCCCACAUCACCUACACCUACACCAUGUCUAAGGUUGCUUUGGUUUGUCCCAGUACAUUGUUGAUGAUUGGUUGGUAGUAAUUGCUGCACUGAAGCGAAUUACCUAUGCCAUGCACACCAUGCACUUAGGUUUUAUGAAGUAGCUUGUUUUGUUUCUUCAUAUGUUUAUAUCUACCAAUUGCACUUUGUAUAUUAAGACAGUUUCGAUAUUGCUUUACAAUUGCAAUCAAUAUGAUUUAUUUCAAAUGUCUUUUCUCUAGAUUAAGGCAGCGUAUUAAUAAAAAUCUUUUAAAGUA
This is a messenger RNA of Xenopus laevis (African clawed frog), 2745 nucleotides long. Its product is annotated as zinc finger protein 615. The transcript has 7 exons. NCBI's taxonomy places the organism in Eukaryota, Metazoa, Chordata, Amphibia, Anura, Pipidae. The coding region runs from base 504 to 2105 and encodes 533 amino acids. The record is from RefSeq and is a predicted model, not a curated record.